Molecule: messenger RNA, 2149 nt
Organism: Micromonas commoda
Lineage: Eukaryota; Viridiplantae; Chlorophyta; Mamiellophyceae; Mamiellales; Mamiellaceae
Exons: 1
Coding region: 16-2058 (680 amino acids)
Biological process (GO): protein-containing complex assembly; mitochondrial protein processing
Cellular component (GO): chloroplast thylakoid membrane; m-AAA complex
Molecular function (GO): ATP binding; zinc ion binding; metalloendopeptidase activity
Source: RefSeq, a predicted model, not a curated record
CUGGCUCUCCUCGCCAUGGGCUUCAUGUUCCGACCGAUGUACUCCAACGAGUGGGACGCGAAGGAGAUCUCUUUCCAGGAGUUCAAGACGGCGCUCCUGGAGCGCGGGUUGGUGGAUCGGGUUGAGGUGAGCAACAAGACGCAGGCCAAGGUUUACGUCACGCAGGCGCCCAGAGCUCCGGGAACGAGCCCCAAGCCCGCCGGUUCUUUCUCCAGGGAGGCCGGCAACGGCGCACAGCUGAGGUACUACUUCAACAUCGGCUCGCUCGACUCGUUCGAACGGAGGAUGGAGGAGGCUCAGGACGCGAUGGGGGUGGACCCGCACGAGUUUGUUCCGGUGACCUACCUGAACGAGGUGGCGUGGGGCACCGAGCUCGCGCGACUGGCGCCCACCCUCCUUCUGCUCGCCGGGUUCGUGUUUCUGAACCGGAGGAUGGGCGGCAUGCCCGGCAUGGGCGGGCCGGGCGGCGGCGGGCCGGGCGGCGGCAUCUUCAACGUGGGCAAGGCUUCCGUCACCACCCUCGACAAGAACGCCAAACACAAGAUCAUGUUCAAGGACGUCGCCGGCUGCGACGAGGCCAAGGCCGAGAUCAUGGAGUUUGUCGAUUUCCUCAAGAAGCCCAAGAAAUACGAGGACCUCGGCGCGAAGAUCCCUCGAGGCGCGCUGCUGGUCGGCCCCCCGGGGACGGGCAAGACGCUCCUCGCCAAGGCUACGGCGGGCGAGUCUGGGGUUCCGUUUCUGUCCAUAUCUGGCUCUGACUUCAUGGAGAUGUUCGUGGGCGUGGGCCCGAGCCGCGUCCGCGAUCUCUUCGCACAGGCCAGGAGCCAGGCGCCGAGCAUCAUCUUCAUCGACGAGAUUGACGCCAUCGGUCGCCAGCGCGGGCGCGGCGGGAUGAUGGGCGGGAACGACGAGAGGGAAAACACGCUGAACCAGCUCCUCGUGGAGAUGGACGGUUUCGGGAGCAAGGAGGGCGUGGUGGUGCUCGCGGGCACCAACCGACCGGAUAUCCUCGACCGCGCGCUGCUCCGCCCUGGUCGGUUCGAUAGGCAGAUCAACGUCGACCGCCCCGACAUCAAGGGCCGCGAGCAGAUCUUCCAGGUGCACCUGCAGAAGAUCAAGCUCGACGCGCCGAUUGAUCACUACAGCGAGAGGCUGGCCGCUCUCACUCCGGGUUUCAGCGGCGCCGACAUCGCCAACGUGGUGAACGAAGCGGCGCUCGUCGCGGCGAGGACCAACGACACCUCGGUCACCCUCAAGCACUUUGAAUCCGCCGCCGACCGCGUCAUUGCGGGACUCGAGAAGAAGAACAAGGUUGUCAACAAGGUUGAGAGAAACACCGUGGCGUACCACGAGGCUGGCCACGCCGUGGUCGGGUGGUUCCUCGAGCACGCGGAACCCCUGUUGAAGGUUUCCAUCGUGCCGAGGGGCUCCGCGGCGCUCGGCUUUGCACAGUACCUCCCCAACGAGAACCUCCUCGCCACAACGCAGCAGCUGACGGAUAUGAUGUGCAUGACGCUGGGCGGUCGGGCCGCUGAGGAGGUGAUGCUCGGUAAGAUCAGCACCGGCGCGCAGAACGACCUGGAGAAAGUGACCAAGAUGGCAUACAACCGCGUGGCCGUCUACGGGAUGAACGAGAAGGUUGGCAUGCUCUCCUUCCCGUCAGAUGACCAACAGUUCCAGAAGCCGUACUCGCAGGACACUGCACGGAUGAUCGACGAGGAGGUUCGCGAGCUGGUGGAUCAAGCGUACAAGCGCACAGUGGCGCUCGUCAAGGAAAAGAAGGAGGCUGUCGAGGCGCUCGCGCAGGGUUUGCUGGAGCGUGAGGUGCUGCAGAGGCACGACCUCGUCAAGAUUCUCGGCGACAGGCCGUUCAAGUACGAGGGGCAGCAGAACAUCGACAUAUUGAACGAGGGUUUCAAGAUGCCGGAGCUGAAGACAACCGCGGAGGACGACGCUAAGGAAGACGUUGCGGCCGAGGGCGGCGCGAACGGGGGCACCGGCGGCGAUUCGAAGAAGGUGGACGAGGUUCCCGCGGGUGCAAUCCCAGUCGCCUCGUAAAGAGCGGGCGCCGAAUGUGUACCAUCAUUGAUCUCGGGACUGCGGAGUUUCCUCGCGCCAGUCUGUAAUUAUCGUCAAUCUUGAUUCGUUU